Linum tenue is the source of this 1502-nucleotide messenger RNA. Lineage: Eukaryota; Viridiplantae; Streptophyta; Magnoliopsida; Malpighiales; Linaceae. The record is from the annotation of a GenBank genome assembly.
CUCUCUCUCUCUCUAAAUGGAUCUAUAUAUAGAAACACAACAAUUCAUCAUUCAGCCAAACACACCUCAUUCAUUCAUUUAACAACUCUUCACCUCCCUUCACUGAGCUCACCUAACCAGAUAGCCAUGGCUCUGCAGCAGGGAGAAAACCGAGUCGUCGUCAACGUGAACAUGAUGAAGCUCGAGAAGCUUCUCUGCAUGAAAGGCGGCCAGGGCGAAUCCAGCUACGCCAACAACUCCAAAGCACAGGCGUUACAUGCAAGGUCGGUGGUUCACAUCCUGGAAGAAACCCUAGACCUGGUCCACCUCCAACCACCACCGCCACCUCACCAUCAUCAGUCCGCCGUAUUCCAGGUGGUGGAUCUGGGGUGCUCGUCGGGGAACAACACGGUUGACACGGUGGAGGCGAUCAUCAAGCACAUGAUCAAGCGAUACCGGGCGGCGGGGCUGGACCUGCCGGAGUUCGCCGCUUUCUUCUCCGACCUCCCCAGCAACGACUUCAACACCCUCUUCCAGCUCCUCCCCAGCGACGGCGGCGGCGUGGCGGGGGUUGAGUACUAUAGCGCGGGGGUGGCGGGGUCGUUCUACAAGCGGUUGUUUCCGGCGAGGUCCAUCGAUUUCUUCCACUCCGCUUUCUCCCUUCACUGGCUCUCUCAGGUGCCGGAGCGCGUGAUGGACAAGCGGCAAAGUGCAUACAACAGAGGGAGAGUGUUCAUCCACGGAGCCAAGGAGGCGACCGUGGCGGCGUACAAGCAGCAGUUCCAGGCCGACUUGGGCGCUUUCCUGCGAGCCAGAUCCGUCGAGAUGAAGAGCGGAGGGACCAUGUUCGUCGUCUGCUUGGGCCGGACCUCGCCCGACCCGACCGACCAGGGCGGGGCGGGCCUCCUCUUCGGAACUCACUUUCAGGACGCCUGGAAUCACCUUGUCCAACAGGGGUUGGUUAGCAGCGAGAAGCGCGACAACUUCAACAUCCCGAUCUACGCACCGACUUCACAGGAAUUCAAGGACGUAGUAGAGGCAAACGGCUCGUUCCACAUAAACAAGCUGGAGGUGUUCAAAGGAGGAAGCCCACUGGUGGUGAGCCGGCCCGACGACGCAGCGGAGGUGGGCCGGGCCCUGGCCAUCAGCUGCCGGAGCGUGGCCGGAGUGCUCGUCGACGCCCACAUCGGCGAGGAGCUCAGCGAGCAGCUGUUCCUGAGGGUAGAGGAGCGUGCCACGUGCCAUGCCAAGGAGCUGCUCGAGAAUCUACAGUUUUUCCAUGUCGUCGCGUCUCUUUCUCUUGCUUGAAUAGUUGGCUAGUUAAUUCGUUAAUUACCCGGGGGGAAAAAAGAGAGAAUUAAGGGCUGUAAUUUAAUUUCCGCUGAUAUUAAUUAUGAUGUGAUGGAAAGUCCAAUGUGUUAAUGAAAAAGAGGGUGAUUGGUUUGGUGAUGAUGACCUUCUUGUGUUCCCACGUACGUCAAACUCUAUAGCAGUACAGGUAAUUGGUAAUUACUACUAAUCCA